Copidosoma floridanum is the source of this 2054-nucleotide messenger RNA. RefSeq names its product dual specificity protein phosphatase 3. NCBI's taxonomy places the organism in Eukaryota, Metazoa, Arthropoda, Insecta, Hymenoptera, Encyrtidae. Gene Ontology annotation, cellular component: cytoplasm. Gene Ontology annotation, molecular function: protein tyrosine/serine/threonine phosphatase activity; MAP kinase phosphatase activity. Gene Ontology annotation, biological process: negative regulation of MAPK cascade; protein dephosphorylation. The record is from RefSeq and is a predicted model, not a curated record.
ACUAUAAAUCUUCAUAGCAUCUAAUGCAAAGUUUGUUCGAUUCUCGAUGUGUAUAUUUUUAUUUUGUGUUCCUAUACUGAUUUCGUUGGCACAAAAAUGCAAUAUGCAUGUGCUUGAUAGACGCGCAGAUUUAUGCACUCAUUUCGGAAUAAGUAGUGCAUGUCUCUAAAAAAUGUUCAUAAUAAUCCCGACCAAGUUGUCGAUACUGUACGCAUAGGAGUUGUAGAUGAGUGGACUGUGGAGACAAAAAUAUGUAUAUGUUGAGGUUUAGACUUUAGCCAUAUAGAUAUGUAAAAUGUACAUUGUGGAUCAGUGGGUGUGAACUGGUGCGCAUAUCGUAGUUUUCGUAUAGUUUCCUUUUGCUCGGAUAUCCUCGAUAUCCUCAUUCGCGAUCGGUACGGCCAAGGCGUCGGUCGUGUGCAAUUACUUAUAUUUUAUUAUACUUAUUUAAUCACAGCUGUAGACCAACGGAAGCGCACCAAACUCAAAUUGGUUGUUUUAUGUUCUUUCUUUACUUAAUCCAAAGUAUUGUAUUUUUUUUUUCAUUGUAUAAACCAAGUAAUUUUUAUCUAUCAAAGAAUGAGCAAUUGGUCGAGUUUCUACUCACGUCGUGUCACGUGUAAGCAGGACUUUCAGAAGCCGCUGGCCGGCGGAGAGACAACCGUCCAUCAGCUAGUUACUGCCCUUCACAGCACCAAAACGGGUCACAAGCCGCUACCCGGCUAUGACCCCAACGUCGACAGUCGCGAGUAUUACAGGGCUCAGCAGAACAUAGACUGCAACGAGGUCUACCCGCGUAUUUUCAUUGGAGAUGGUAUAACUGCCAAAAACAAAGCGUAUCUCCAGAGGAUAGGCAUAACUCACGUGGUGAAUGCGGCUGAGGGUCGUAAGUUCGGUCUCGUCAACACCGACGGUAAUUUCUACAAGGACACGCUCAUCAGGUACAUCGGCUUCAACAUGCUUGACCUACCAAGCACCGACAUAAGUCAAUUCUUCUAUUCUGCCGCUGGUUUCAUCAAAAGGGCACACGACAGUGGUGGUCGAAUCUACGUGCACUGCGUUCAAGGGGUCUCGCGAAGCGCGACCCUCGUUAUUGCGUAUCUGAUGAUCGAGAAGGGCAUGUUGGCGAUGGAUGCCAUUCGUACCGUUAGACUCAGUCGGGAUAUUCACCCAAACGAGGGUUUUCUGCGUCAGUUGGCUCUGCUCGACAACCAAUUGCGUAGACAACGAUUGAGAUAAAACAACGAAUUAAUCACUGUUAACGGGUAAUUAAAAUAUAGGAGCUUUCUGUGAGCUGUUGUUAAUGUGAUGAGACGCUUAACCAAAGUAUCAUUAAUGUUUUCGAAGUGGGGUAGUCUUAAAUUGUUGGUUCACAGAAAGGUACAAAACUCUAUUUAUAUAUACAAUAUACAAUGUUGUAGAGUGAAAAAUAGCCAUUAAUUAAUGCGUCGUGUUACGGCUACAUUUAUUCUUCAAAUGCAUAUUAUAUAUUUUAUUUAUCUCAAGUAUUAAAUUUACUCCAUUUUCUUAAAACGAAAAAUUGUUACAAUAAAAGACUUACUAUGAAACUAUUAAGCAUAUUUCAAGAAAAUUUUUAUAACCGACAAAGUGCUAAAACUUUAUGAAAUUAUUCAUCUUUUUCUUACUUGAAAAAAAAAAAAAUUGUUUCCAAUUUUAGAUACAAAUUUUGUUUUUUUUUACGUUAGGUCGAUAAACAGCCGGAAGAGGUAAUUAAUAUUUUAAAUAUUUUGAUGAAUUCACGGAAACUUUAUGCUUUCAAUGUCACAUACUAGCGUUUGUCUUUUUAGUUACUUAAAAAGUUAGUUCUUGUUGACAUUUCGCUGUACUUACACUAUAAUAGAUAUUACGAUACUUUGUACUAUUUAAAGCGAGAAUACUUAUUUAAAUUUUAUUUGUAAUGCUUCAUAUUAAUUAUCAAAUGCCAUUAUACUAUUUUUAAAACUGGGUUUUGAGCCCAUGCACCAUGUUGGUAAAAAAAUAUUUUUAUUUUGUGAAAAAUGUACAAAAAUAAAUAAUUUGAUACACUAAACACA